Molecule: messenger RNA, 1392 nt
Organism: Aspergillus aculeatus ATCC 16872
Lineage: Eukaryota; Fungi; Ascomycota; Eurotiomycetes; Eurotiales; Aspergillaceae
Product: putative MFS transporter
Exons: 4
Coding region: 1-1392 (463 amino acids)
Biological process (GO): transmembrane transport
Cellular component (GO): membrane
Molecular function (GO): transmembrane transporter activity
Source: RefSeq, a predicted model, not a curated record
AUGGUCAUGCAGGUGGACUACCAUCUUAUUCCUGUGCUCGCCCUGCUUUACAUGUGUUCUCAUGUCGAUCGGAACAAUCUUGGCAAUGCAAAGAUCGAAGGAAUGGCAACGGACCUUGGGUUGGUUGGCAAUCAGUAUAACAUCGCGAGCACACUGUUUUUCGUCCCUUACAUUAUCUUUGAAAUCCUCUCGAACAUCAUGAUCAAAAAGACACGCCCAAGUGUCUGGCUGUCUGUCCAAGUCGUGACGUGGGGUGUGGUGAUGACCUGUAUGGGAGCCGUGCAGGGCUUUGCGAGUCUGACUGCCUGCAGAGUACUACUGGGGAUCUGCGAGGCUGGUUUCUUCCCAGGGGCCGUGUUCCUAGUAUCCCAGUGGUAUCCCCGGUAUGAAGUCCAGCAGCGACUAGCUUUGCUCUAUACUGCAUCCGCCAUCUCGGGGGCGUUCAGCGGCCUCUUAGCCUACGCGAUUUCACAGAUGGACGGUCUUCGCGAAAUUGCAGGCUGGCGGUGGAUCUUCAUCCUCGAGGGCAUCGUCCCCGUGGCUCUGGGGGGGCUUUUACCCAUUCUCCUCCCCGACAGCCCCGAGCGAGCCAAGUGGCUGACCUCAGACGAGAAAAGAUACAUCGACCUUCGCCUCCGACAAUCAGGAGUUCGCUCCGCUACGAGUGCAGAAGAGGACGACAAAUUCUCGUGGUCACUGCUCCUCCAGACCAUGCUGGACUGGAAGAUCCUCCUUGGGGUCCUCUUGGCGAUGGUCAAUGCCGCACCAAAUGCGGCGUUUGCCUACACAAUGCCGACCAUCAUUAACCAUCUCGGCUUCGAGGCGCAGAAAGCGCAGCUGCUGACCAUCCCGCCCUACUUCUGCGGCGCCGUCUCCAGCUGGCUCAGCGGCCGCCUGGCGGACCGGUUCACUUGGCGCUUUCCCUUCAUCGUAGCGCCUAUGUUCGUGAUGUUGAUCGCCUUCGUGCUGCUUUUCGUACUCUCGGCGGAUAUCGACGCCUACAAGAGACCUCUCUAUUUUGCCAUCAUCCUAGCCCAAAUCGGCAUCUACCCCUUGCUCCCUGGGAUCUCUGCGUGGACGGGGAACAAUCUCCCCCAGUCGUGGAAAAGGUCCAUUGGAAUGGCGUGGUUGCUGGCUGCUGGGAAUACAGGAAGUUUUAUCGGCACGAACGUAUUUCUGGAGAGGCAAGCGCCGCACUUUACGGUGGGCUACGGGGUCUCGUUGGGUAUCAUUGCUAUGGGUAUUGUCGCGUGCUGCGUCUUAGAGCUCUCUCUUUGGCGACUGAACCGAGCAAAAAGCGAGAUCUCCGAGGAUGAGGUGCGAGCGAAGUAUACCCCGGAGCAACUGGCUUCGAUGGGAGAGAAGAGCCCCCUUUACAUGUACACACUGUAG